Molecule: messenger RNA, 4008 nt
Organism: Ustilago hordei
Lineage: Eukaryota; Fungi; Basidiomycota; Ustilaginomycetes; Ustilaginales; Ustilaginaceae
Exons: 2
Coding region: 1-4008 (1335 amino acids)
Biological process (GO): cytoskeleton organization
Cellular component (GO): cytosol
Source: RefSeq, a predicted model, not a curated record
AUGUCCAACCAGAACAUGCAGUCGCAGCAAGGCCAGCAACAGCAACAGCAACAGCAACAGCAACAGGAUGGCCCGCUUGACUCGGUUACUCUUGGCCAGCUUCGUAACCUGAUCGUAGUUGACAAGCCCAAGUCGCGCCAAUACGACUUCCCAAUCGAUGCAGACGCCGACACGAUGCAGAACGAGAUCGACGAGUUUUACUCAUACGUCGAAGUGCCUCAGACAGCCGAGAACAGAGCUGCUUGGGAAGAGUGGUGCGCCAUGCCUGCUCACUUGCGCAAUGCUGGCUACUCGUCUACAGGGUCAGAGAUGGGCGCUGAGCCGUCCACUUUGUCCAACCAUGCACAGCUGGCUAAAGGUGGUGGUGCACUAGGUCUCGGUCUCAAUCAAGGUGCAGGUGCGACGUCUGAUGCGACCAACAGUGCUCCAAGAGGAAGGAGGCCGAGCUUGGCUGAGCCUCUGCUGGGAGAGUGGACCACACUCGGCAGUGUCACUCGUCGUCGCAUUCUUCAGUCGCUUCUGUCCGCACUCGAGGUCAGAGAUCCCGAAGCCAGAUUCCGCGCUUCUCGAGCGCUUCUCUACCUGCUUCAAGGUGCCUUUGCUGACACCGCCGGACCGGAACACCAGCUUCACUGGCUUCUGGAGAAUGCUCACAUGGUCCGGUCACUCGGCGGUCUGGGCGAGAUCUACUCUGCCAUCAAGCUCGCAAGCUGGAAGCACGACUAUCUCAGUUCGCUCCCCGACCACAUCCCAGCGCACCAACCCAGCGAGGCAGGUCAACAAGGCCCGGUCAACGCUCCACUGCUCACACCAGAGGCUAAGCUAGAGUAUCUCGACGAGAUCAACCUCGAGCUCGCACUCCACUUUGCUCAGCUCUACUCACUUCUCGAGAGUUCAAGAGGUGGAGAAGAAUGGGGUGACGAGCUCAUGUCUCUCGACCCUCCGCUUCCUAUCUUUCUCUUCGGUCUGGUCGCUUCCUUGCGAGAGAAGAGUGCAAAGGGUUACCCGGUCAAAAAGCUACUUCUGUUGCUGUGGAAGUCGCUGCUUUCGUGUCUCGGAGGCAUGAAGGAUGUUGAGCGAUGCAAGUUGCUCGCUCGCCAGAUCGAGGGUUUAGGGCCCAUCGAUAAGUCGACCAAGCGAAACGUGCUCAAGUCUGACCCGCUCGACUUUCAGGAUUUCCAGCAUGAGAUCUCGGUCAAGUAUCCCACCUUCGAACCACCAAAGCGUCAAGAGAACGAUUUGCCGCUGGAUAAGCUUGCCAGUGCCAUUCAUCCUAUUCCGCCACGCAAGCCGUUUAGCAACAAUGUUGAUGGUAAUCGAGGAUAUCCUGGUGGGCCGCAGCAGGGGCCAAACAGUAUGCUUCCCGGAACACCUGCACCUUCGCCGCCUCCCUCUCCGAAGCCGAACAAGGCGAAAUACCAGACGGACCAGACUCGACCCUUCAUCUUCCCAUACAGCAGGCAGGUGCAUGGUGCAGGUCGGCUCGUGCCACGCAGUAUUGAGGAGGCUUCCAAGCUCUACACCGAGCAUAUGCAUGUCAGUCUGGAGCUCUGGCAGACUUGGAGGGUGCGCGAGCAGUGUAUUCAGGACGAGAGUGGAGUUGGUAGUGCAGCGGAUGGCACUCGGAUUGGUCUUGGUGUCAAGUCGGCCGCAUCGAAAGCCUAUGCUGGGAGGACGGAUGCUGCUUCGUCCUCGCAAGGCAGUCGCAGUCCUGUCACUUCCGAGGCAUUCCCACCACGCGGCAACUCGGAGCGCACUUUCAAGGUCAAAGGCGAAGCGACGUACGAGCAUUUAGUGGAGAUUGAAGAAGAUAUUGAAGCCGAACUACGCGCUGUGCAAGGUGACCAUAUGCUCGCUGCGCUUGAUAAUCCUCGGCACACUGAACUCAUUGAUCAGCUAGCCCAAAAACGUGCAGAUGUUCGUCGCUUGCAGCGCGUUGAUCAACUCUAUCGUGCCGUCCUACCCCAGCUGCAAUCAUCCGUGAUUGUACUGCUUAAGCUGUUGCUGGCUACAGUCACUUCCGUCAACGUCAACUCAGCUCACGCAGCAGCCAUUGCCGAAGGCGCAGCCAUCGACGAAGCUCCACCUCCCACCCUCGAAGACGUCGAUGUUGCUCGUCAUCGCGAAAUCCUCACCAAAGCCGUCUCUGCCAUCCUUCUUCUCUGCUUGAAAUGGUUCAAAGCGAGUCAUGUGAUGAAGUUCAACUACCUCUCCCAAGUACUCGUCGACAGUAACGUCCUCCUUCUCAUCCUCAAGAUUUUUGGACUGCAGGAAAUUGCACAUAGCGUAAAAACCGAAAACGAAGCUAAAAACUUCCGAUUCUUCAACUACUGCUACCUCAACGGCGGUCGUGAAGCUCGAGGUGCCCGAGCGGAAGACUCGCUCAUGUCAAGACAUAACAUCAUUGGUCCAGUUGCCAUUAAUCCUGGUACCACUUCCCCGCCACCUGGUAAAGUAACAACUCUACCUGAUGGAACGGAGAUCGAAGUAGUCAGCGACUAUUCCUGGCGCAAUUUCUUCUCCUCCAUCAACUUCACCCGGAUCCUUCAGAAGUUGACAAAGCGGAAAGUGCAUAGAAUUCUGCUCUUGGUGCAGUACAAAAGUUCAGCCAUCCUCAAACGCUCCCUAAAGGUUCCACAUCAAGGGUUGGAAUUGCCGGACCUGAGGGAUGAAUGGUUAAGUGGGUCGGAUGUGGAAGCGGAUGUAGAGGAUUCCUUGCCGCAGGAACAGGCGCUGAGGAGCUUGGUAAAGUUUUAUAACAAUACGAGGUUUGGGCCUCCACAGGCGGUGAGUGGGGGUCAUGGUGAGGGUGGAGGGCAAGGGCACAGAAGAUCGAUUAGUACUAGUGCGGAGAGGCAUCAGCAGGAUCAGCAGUCGCAGGGUCAGGGUCAACAACAGGCUGGGCAGGGGUCGCAGUUCCAGCAACAACAACAGCAGCAGCAGGGACAACAGCAGGGGCAGAAUCAAGCUGGAGCGCAAUCAGAUCAAUCGCAACAGCAAGCACAACAGCGUGGUGUUGGUGGAGCAGCAAACGGCGAAGGCGGAGCAAACGAUACCGCGCCACACGCCGCCACACUCUCUCCCACACGGACUUCCAAUGGUCCUUCGUUUUUCGAGUCCGAUGUGCUUCCGCCAUUGCGUAGAUCGCACCAGACUUCGGCACCGGGUGGAUACAUCCCAGACGAUGUGGUAGAAGGCUACCUCGACACGUACGAAGAUGUUUUGGGCGAAGUCUUCGGCGAGAACGUCUUUUAUCCUUCCGUUUAUUCUUCCGAUCCCGGACAUGAGGGUGGCGGUGGAGCUGAAGGGGAUCCAACACACAGUGAUGGUGCUGACAAUUCAAAUGCUGCAUCCGGCUGGAGUUCAGGCAAGUGGGGAUUAACCCAUCAAGGUUCCUCCACUGCUUGGGCUCGACUGGGCGAAAUCUUGGGCGAAACAGUCACCGAUUCAGAUACUUCCUCCAUCGACGCUUCUCGUUCUGACCCAACCGAUCCUUCCACUGCCACCGACGACGAAGGGGAAGAUGAGAAUAGGAAUGAUUGGGAGCAUCUCUCGCCUAAAGAAAUGCGAUAUCUUUCUUCCGGGGUGCUUUCUCCUCCUUCACCCUCUCCAAUUCCGUUGGGUGGGGGUGGAAAGCAACCUUCGCCCCUCCAAUCACCCCGCACCGCUGCAUCGCCUUUGCAUGGGGGAUCGGCGCUAGACACUUCCCCCGGAUCUCCAAUCCGUCCUUUCACAAUUAGUGGAAGUGGAAGCAGACCAGGAAGUAGGAGAAACUCUAGGUCCAAUUCGGAUUCCAGUCCUCUACGACCAGUGUUGACGGACUGGAAGAAUGACGACGAGCUGGAUAGUCUGGAUUUGUUGGCUCAAGCUGAGGCUAGGAGAGCUGAGGAACAGCAAGCGGAGGAAGCGGGCGAAGAUGAGGAGGAGGGAGUGGAAAGUGGACCGUUGCCAUUGCAGAGGAGGAAGUCCGGUGGAAUAGAUGAAGUUGAGCAUAUAUUUGGUACCUAA